Molecule: messenger RNA, 2292 nt
Organism: Amphibalanus amphitrite
Lineage: Eukaryota; Metazoa; Arthropoda; Thecostraca; Balanomorpha; Balanidae
Exons: 3
Coding region: 1-2292 (763 amino acids)
Biological process (GO): DNA integration
Molecular function (GO): nucleic acid binding
Source: RefSeq, a predicted model, not a curated record
AUGAGAGCUGUCAACAGCGUGACGAAGGGUCUGGCACACCCGCUUCCUAGGAUCGACGACGCAUUGGACUCAUUGGCUGGGGCGCGAUGGUACACCACCCUCGAUAUGGCCACAGGAUACUGGCAGGUAGAGAUCGCUCCCGAAGACCGUGAAAAGACCGCGUUCACGACGGGGAGGGGACUGCACCAGUUUCGAGUGAUGGCCAUGGGGCUGAAAAACGCCGGCGGCACCUUCCAGCGCCUGAUGGAGCUUGUGCUGGCGGGUCUAGACACCCGGACAUGCCUCGUCUACCUAGACGACAUCAUCCUCUUCAACAAGACCGAGCACGAGCACCUGGCGACUCUGAAAGACGUUUUCGAACGUAUCAGAGAGGCCGGUCUCAAACUCAAACCCCAAAAAUGCCACUUGGCAAGAAACGAAGUCACCUUUCUCGGGCACUCAGUAUCGGAGGCAGGAGUGAAGCCAGAUCAAAGGAACGUGGACAAGGUCCUCACGUGGCCAGAACCUGCCGAUGACUCGAAGAUGAAUAGCUUCCUGGGGCUGUGUGGCUACUAUGCCCACUUCAUCGAUGGCUAUGCCGAGAUCGCCAGGCCACUGAGGAACGCUGCACUGUCACCCGGGAAACUGGUGUGGACGGCGGAGAUGCGCCAGGCUUUCGCUCAGCUCAAGAGCAUCCUGGCUUCGCCCCCCGUGUUGUCUCUGCCUCGUUUCCGCGGCAUGUUUGUGCUGUAUACGGACGCGUGCAACACGACGGUGGGGUCCGUCCUGACGGAACGGAUCGAUGGCGAGGAGCGUGUCAUAGCCUACGACAGCAAGGUCCUCACAAAGCAGCAGGUGAAGUGGCCCACUUAUGACAAGGAGUUGUGGGCUGUCGUCCACGCUAUCAGACGCUUCCGUCAAUACACCACAGGCGCCAAGUUCCUGGUCGUUACCGACCACAAACCUCUGGCCAACAUCCCUCAGUCCAUUGCGGUGGAACGUGACGGGACGGGACGGCGAGGCCGUUGGGCCAUCGAGCUAAGCUCGUUUGAAUUUGAUGUCGAGAUCAAGGCUGGAGUGGAACACCGCAACGCUGACGCUCUAUCCAGGCGGCCAGCUGAGUCCGGAACAGUGGAAGUGCCGACUCCUGAAGUGGCUGUCGCCUCCGUAUCUGGCGCUAAGGCGUCCGUAGCAGCGUCCCGCUUCCUGGAGGAUAAACCUCGCUCCGGCGGUACGUUUUCAGGCGUGUGUCCUGACCCAGAUCGCGCCGGAGGAGUAGAGACCCAGGUGAUGUCUCGUGCCCUGAAGGGCAGUCCUGUCCCUGGUGGUACGGAUACAGGCGUGUGUCCUGAUCCAGACCACACAGUCCAGGCACAGGUGACGUCUGGUGCCCUGAAGGGCUGUCCUUUCCCUGGUGGCACGGAUACAGGCGUGUGCCCUGAUCCGGACCACACCAGCCAAGGGGGGAUACAAGCGGCGGUCAACGCGCCUCUGGGGGCUGGCAGAGGCGACGCUCAGGGUAUUCGUCAAGCUCAGGAACAGGACUACGCUUUGCAGCAGAUCCGCAGCCGGCUGGAGAGUGGGGAGACACCAGAUCGGAGCAAGAUGGGAGCCUGGGGGAAGGUGCUGCUGCCCCGCUGGAGGGACGUCGAGCUGCGCGAUGGAGUCAUCGGACUGGCGACGGAUCGCCUUCAUUCUGACCAAGGGCGGCAGUUUGAGUCCCGAGUGUUCCAGGCCAUGUGCCAGAGACUAGGUAUCCACAAGACCCGAACUACGCCGUACCACCCCGAAAGCGACGGCAUGGUAGAAAGGUUUAACCGGACGCUGAAGGACAUGAUCAGCAAAUGCGUCGAUGCUGAGGGGCUGCAUUGGGACGUCGACAUCAAGGCGUACUCAAUGGCCUACAAUUCAUCAAUCCACAGUGCAACCGGGUACACACCCUUCUAUCUGGUGCAUGGGUACGAACCGCGGAUGCCGCUGGACGUCGAGUACGGACCUGCCGUCGAAUCCGUGCCGGUGCACAGCUACCUCGAGGACCGACUCCGCUCCAUGCGUGCCGCGUACAAUCAAGUACGAAGCAACUCGGCUCGAGCCGCCAAGGAAGCCGCUGAGAGGUAUGACGCGAAGCAGUGUGCCGAAGAGUAUCGGAUCGGGGACAAGGUCUGGACCCGAGACUUCAGGGCCGCAGCUGGCGGUAAACCCAAGCUGGGCUUACCAUUCACCGGUCCCUCUACCAUCAUUGGUAAGGUCGGGGCCCCCGGGAAGGAGGUCGCCUAUAAGGUGGCCAACAAGGACGGCAAGGUGUCCGCGUAG